This is a messenger RNA of Gossypium arboreum, 1311 nucleotides long. RefSeq names its product putative F-box protein At1g67390. The record is from RefSeq and is a predicted model, not a curated record. Bases 1 to 1311 code for a protein of 436 amino acids. NCBI's taxonomy places the organism in Eukaryota, Viridiplantae, Streptophyta, Magnoliopsida, Malvales, Malvaceae. Gene Ontology annotation, molecular function: protein binding. The transcript is spliced from 4 exons.
AUGGCGACGGAUGAUUUCAUCAGUAACCUUCCUGACGAAGUUUUGGCUAGGAUUAUAUCAGGCUUACCAGCCAUUGAAGCAAUAAGAACAACUAUUUUAUCAAAACGAUUGAAGGAUGUAUGGAGGAAUGUUUUCCGUUUAGAUUUCGAUCCAAAAGGAGUGAAGAAAUUAUCACCAAGAAAACAGGCUGUUCCUGCUCCAAAUCAACGCAGAUCUACGGUUCCAGUAAUACAAUUUGGAUCCAAUGUUUGCCAUGACGAUGGUGAUGAUUUUGAUGAUACUGAUAAGAGGAAGAGAUUGCCCGAGUUGUUAAGAAUAUCGAUAAUAACUCUGCAAUCACUUGAGUUCACAAAUUACGAUAUCAGAUUCCAUCGCCCUUUUCACCAUUGCCAUAACCUCAAAACCUUGAAACUCUAUCACUGUGAUAUUAGCACUGAAACCCUUGAAGCAAUCGUUUCUAGCUGUGGUUUUAUGGAACAUUUGAGCGUUUGUUCUUCCACCUCCAGUUUAAAACAGGUUCGGAUCUUUAGCCAAACGGUUAAGACUGUGGAGCUGGAAUCAUUGGAUUUGGAGGGGAUUUAUUUAUCUACCCAAUCUCUUGGUGCUUUGGUUCUUCAUUCUAUGAAAUUUCCAGCCAAAAGUAUGGUUAUCCAUGCUCCAAAUCUUAGGGUUUUUACUGCCACUCGCAAGCCCAUAACUAAAAAUCCAUACAAUUUCACCCGUCCUUCAAAACAGACCAAGAUUGCUGAAAUUCUAGAGUAUUGCACUCAUCUCUUGACACCUGUAAAUUAUAAAGCUAAUGAUCCAAUGGAAGACCCAAAUCUGUUUAAGAAUUUGAGGGAGCUAACCAUUGAUUUAGACUUGAACGAUAGAAGGGAAAUGUUGAUCCUCUGUAUCGUUCUACAACGCUGCCUUAGUCUACACCAACUUGAAAUCAACAUAAAGGAAAGCAGAAGUGAAAUAGAGGAAGCAACAAGGAAUUACAGUAGUGUAAACAACCGACUGCCAUAUCCAGAGACAAAGCUAUGGGAGCAAAGGGAGCUGUGCGAUUGUAUUACAUUCACACUAAGACAUGUAUCCAUUAAGGGAUUCAACGGGAAAGAUGGGGAAAUGGAAUUCCCAAGGCAUCUGAUUACGAAAUGUGCCAAGUUGGAGAGAUUAGAGAUUUGGUGCAACCAUGACUGGUCCAGUGAAGGAGGUAAGGCAACUCUUGGUUUACUUUCACUGCCUAGAUCCUCCAUUGAUGUCUCCAUUCUUCUUAAACCGCCACCCAAUUUGUUGGUAGUUUUGGAAGAUGGGUCUCAACCCUAG